CUCGCGCAGCUCUGCUCGAAGUAGAGACCGUAAAAUCACGAAUUUUCCGCUUAUUAAAUAAUUGGCGCGACGCGACGAUGGUAAAAAUCACUCUGGAACUGAUACGAAAGCGCUCAGAGCAUAACGAGGGCGAGAUAUCCACGUUGGAGGAGAUAGCCUUGCACCAAGAGAACAUUGAUAAGAUCGAUCUGAUAAACAGGCACUGCAAAAAUCUCAAGAUCCUACUUCUGCAGCACAAUCUCAUAUCAAAGAUUGAGAAUCUGAACAUGCUGAAGAAGCUGGAGUACUUGAACCUAGCUCUCAACAAUAUCGAGGUUAUCGAGAAUCUGGAAGGUCUGGAGAGCUUGAAAAAGUUGGACCUCACCGUCAAUUUUAUCGGAAAUCUACAAAGCGUAAAGAAACUCAGAUGCAACGAGAACCUGGAGCAGUUGAUCCUAAUGGGGAACCCGUGCGCGGAUUACGAGUACUACAGGCAAUACGUCGUGGCGACUUUGCCGCAAUUGCGCGAGCUCGACAUGAGGGAGAUCGAAAGGUCGGAGCGCAUCAAGGCACUGCAAGUGUACGCGCGAGCACAAGACGACAUUAUCGAGGCGUAUCGAUGCUACGAGAAGACCAGACUGACUCGACAGGCGCGUCAUCGUCGUGACACUACACUCCAAAUCACCGAGAUAAAUGAGUCUAACGCCACAGAGGAGAAGCAAGAGACAGAAAGUACAAAGAACGAAGAGAACGGAAACGCAAACACAGAACAGAAUGACGAAUCGGAGGAUGAACGUUUCUGGAAGCAGCCUAGUUACCAUACGCCGGAAGACAGAAUCGCUAUUGCCGAACGAUUCGCCAGGAAACAAGAGAGGAAGAAUCGCUAUUCCGACAAGAGGGCCGAUCUCUCUAAGCGCGUGCUGAAAUUAUUCGCACCGGACGGACGAGCUUACAAUAUCAAUCAGCCGAAAGUGCCGUUCAAGUUAAACGACGAGGAUGACCCUAAUUUCGUGGUUCUCGAAGUUGCCGUUUACAGGCACUUGGACACCUCUUAUAUUGACGUCGAUGUAAACCCGACGUACGUGCGAGUUACCGUAAAAGGGAAGAUACUGCAGCUGACCCUACCCUGCGAGAUAUCGGUCGAGAGGAGCAAAGUCCAACGGAACACGACCACCGGGAGCUUGGUGAUCACCAUGGCCCGUUUAGCGCCGUGCACGACAAUAACCGCGAAGAGAGACGAAUCAGCGAGCGAGAAGGAGCCGUGCAAACGCGAAUCGAGGGUCACCACGGUUCGACCACUGGUGAUUUCCCGACGUGCUCUCCUCGAGAUCGGUCCGCCCUCGGAUAUUCUCGAUUUUCUUAAGAUAACCGAAGAUCCCGCCGACGCGAAACGAGGCCAGAGGAACAUCGCGAGAGCAGAGGAGAGGACUGAGAACGACUUCCAAGACAAUCCGGAUGUGCCGGCGCUCGAAUGAGUGGCGAUAAUGCGCCAGCGGACGAAGAGAGACUCAUUAUCGCGAAUGACGAUGAAUUGGAGAGUUGGCGCGAUCGAGUCGACUCACCUUAAAC
Molecule: messenger RNA, 1548 nt
Organism: Odontomachus brunneus
Lineage: Eukaryota; Metazoa; Arthropoda; Insecta; Hymenoptera; Formicidae
Gene: tilB
Product: protein tilB homolog
Exons: 4
Coding region: 78-1454 (458 amino acids)
Biological process (GO): outer dynein arm assembly
Cellular component (GO): cytoplasm
Molecular function (GO): protein binding
Source: RefSeq, a predicted model, not a curated record